GUUUACCGAUGGUACUAAAUUAACGUCUUGGCGAAGGCGAAGUUUGUCAACGACCAUGGAGGGACGCGUGAAAACUGCUCCGGGCGGACGACGAAGGAAUGCCGAUGAAGAUCGAGUGAACGCGAGGAAACCAUUCGACAAAAAGAAGUACAGAGCGCAAAAGUACAGUAACAAAUACAAAAUUAAUCAAUGGGAAGAGCGCAGAAAGAAGGCGAUUUUACGAAAUUAUUACAAAGACCUCGACAAAAGCCAACGUCAGGAUCCAAAAUUUUCAUUGAAAACCGCUAAUCAGAAUGAAGACAAUCAACCAACGAAGAAAGUAAGUGCAUUUUAUAAAGCUAAACAAGAAUAUCUGCGUAAGAAGGAUGAGAAGAGGAAAAGGAUAGAGGAGAUUGUACGAACGAAGGCAGAAAGACAAGAAGCGCUCAACAAGUACAAGCAAAAGCGAACGCAAACCUAUAAGAAACUUUCGAAAAAGACCAAAAAAGGGCAACCUGUAAUGAAAGACAGGUUGGAAAUGUUGUUGGAAAAAAUACAGAAUCAGGUAUCGAACUAACGCUUUCUGAAGCCUUGAUGCAGAUGUAUUCGUUAUGAAGACUCAACCAUCUUCUUUCUUAUGUAAAUAUACAUCGACAUGAAUAUUCAAUAAAAGAGUAUUGUUUUGUAAAAAUAAA
Megalopta genalis is the source of this 674-nucleotide messenger RNA. RefSeq lists its product as uncharacterized. Gene Ontology annotation, cellular component: nucleus. Lineage: Eukaryota; Metazoa; Arthropoda; Insecta; Hymenoptera; Halictidae. The record is from RefSeq and is a predicted model, not a curated record.